Molecule: messenger RNA, 1866 nt
Organism: Schizosaccharomyces osmophilus
Lineage: Eukaryota; Fungi; Ascomycota; Schizosaccharomycetes; Schizosaccharomycetales; Schizosaccharomycetaceae
Gene: usp105
Product: U1 snRNP-associated protein Usp105
Exons: 7
Coding region: 1-1866 (621 amino acids)
Biological process (GO): RNA processing; mRNA 5'-splice site recognition
Cellular component (GO): U1 snRNP; commitment complex; U2-type prespliceosome
Molecular function (GO): protein binding
Source: RefSeq, a predicted model, not a curated record
AUGGAUUACGGGGACAUUUACAUAGCAGAAGAGACAGAAUGGGAUAAAUUAAACCGUCAGCUAACGAAAAAUCAGGAUGAUUUUGACGUCUGGGAAGCAUUGAUUCGUGCAACCGAGACAAUAGAAGGAGGAAUUGAUAGAAAUUCAUCAAAACAAACUAUAAAUACACUUCGAAGCGUCUACGAUAGGUUCUUGACAAAGUUCCCUUUGCUAUUUGGCUAUUGGAAAAAAUAUGCAGACUUUGAGUUUUUUGUUGCCGGACCAGAAGCUUCUGAAAAGGUGUACGAAAGAGGAAUUGCUGGGAUCCCUUACUCGGUAGAUCUCUGGGCAAACUACUGUGCAUUCAAAAUGGAGACCAAUCAUGAUCCAAAUGAAGUUAGAGAAGUAUUCAUGCAGGGAUCCGAGAUGAUUGGAUUGGAUUUCCUUUCGCAUCCAUUUUGGGAUAAAUAUAUAGAAUUUGAAGAAAGGCAAGAAAGAGCUGAUCUCGUCUACCAAAUCCUGGAACGACUUGUCCAUAUCCCUUUGCAUCAGUAUGCGCGUUACUUUGAAAGGUUUGUACAAGUCUCACAAACUCAGCCAUUGCAGCUCCUUCUGCCUCCCGACGUCUUAGGUUCUGUGCGAACAGACGUUUUGCGUGAACCCCCAGAAGUUGUCAGUGCAGGAUCGAAACAGAUUACGGUCGAAAGAGGCGAACUAGAAAUUGAGCGGGAGAUUCGUGCUAGAAUUUACAACAUUCAUUUGCAAAUAUUUCAGAAAACCCAGAUAGAGGUUGCUAAGCGUUGGACAUUUGAAGCCGAAAUCAAGCGCCCUUACUUUCACGUUAAAGAGUUAGAUGAACCACAAUUGGUAAAUUGGAGAAAGUACCUUGAUUUUGAGGAAAUAGAAGGAGAUUUCUGUAGAAUCUACUAUCUUUACGAAAAAUGUUUGGUUGCUUGCGCUCUUUACGAUGAAUUUUGGUUCCGAUUUGCUCGGUGGAUGCUUUCCCAACCUGAUCAUACAGAGGAUGUUCGCAUUAUUUAUGAGCGAGCUGCCUGUAUAUUUGCGUCUAUAUCUCGACCAGGAAUUCGGAUACAGUUUGCAUUAUUUGAAGAAUCUUUAGGAAAUAUUGCUUCUGCUAGGGCAAUCUACCAAUCCGUUUUAACUCAGCUUCCAGGAAACCUCGAAGCAGCUUUAGGUUGGGCUAAUCUUGAACGGAGAGUCUCUAGGGAAACUGGUUUAACAAAUGCACAUGCUGUUUUAAGAAGUAUAGUCAAUGAGGGUGGUUGCGACCCUGGCGCCGCCGCAAUAUUAAUUACGGAAGAUAUAAAAUUAGUUUGGAAAAUUGAAGGAAACGAUGAAUUAGCUAGAAAUAUGUUUUUACAGAAUGCUCCGGCCAUGCUGGAUAGCCGAUAUUUUUGGAUUUCUUAUCUUCGUUUUGAACUUGAACAACCUUUAACCUUGGAAAACGGAAGCGAUCAUCAUAGUAGGGUUUCUGCUGUCAUGAAGUUCAUAAAAUCCCAUACGAGAUUAGCUCCUCGUACGGUAAUGGAUUUGACAAAAAUCUACAUGGAAUAUUUAAACUAUCGUUCUACAAGUCCUAAUGCUAUAUCAGAAUACCUUUCCUUGGACCGGGAAACUUUUGGCCCUUUUUCUGUACGCGAAACCCAUUGGAAAAAGCUUGUUGAAGGAGAAGACACUAAGCAAGUAAGUGCCAAACUAUUGAGCGUAAAUGGACAUCCUGGUGUUGAUGUCAAUGAUGCGAAAGUUAAGGCAGGAGAGUCUCCUUAUGAAAAAUACUAUCGUAUGCAAGGAGUUGCUGAAACUGUCCCAGCGAACUUUUUAUCAAACGGAACCGUGGCUCCCGCGACUGUCCCUUAUAUGCAAUAA